UUAUGUUUUCCAGAUUUUUGUAUAUUUUGAGAGAAAUCGCCUUCAAAUAACCCCCAAAGAAAAUAGAUCUGGCUCAAAAUGGCCUGCAAUUUGUUUUGUUCGUUUGAAGACCUGACCGUUACCCCUGGAGAACAAAUAGUAUGCUCUGGAAAAGUUGUUCCAGUGGAGAAAUGCCGAAAUCCCGGCACUCCAACACUGCGGUUGUACUACAGGGAGCUUUCAAAGCACCCGAACAUCAAGAAUGCAGUGGGUGAGAAGUCUAGCCUGAUUGUUUACGAGUACCAUCUGAUCAUGGCCAGGGCUGGCCUCUUCUAUGAAGGCACUGAAGGCUUGAACAUCUGUAAGAUCCACCGUGAUAAGCUCGGCUGGAAGUGGCAGCGUCCAGAUAAGAGUUGUUAUCAUCCGGAGCACGAAACGUGGUCCAAAACUGUACGCUCUUAUGAACGAACCCUCGGUGUCAACGUUGUCACGCUUGAUCUCUCCAAGAAGUUGUUUAGAGACUACGGAACGCUAUUGCCAAUUGGGACAGGAAUCUGUGACGUCUGCUUUAACAAGGAGAAGGUGACCUUCAGAAUGCCGUGUGAGGAUGUUGGCGAGGCCUUCACAACGUCGUCAUUCGAAGCGGACGCACAGUUCAAUUUGAAGCAUGAAAUGCCGAGAAUCGCCAAUAAAGAAGAAGCAGAGACCGGCUUUGUCGAAGUUGAAUCCGAGGCGUACCCGAUAUGUCUGACUAAGGUGAACCCUGAUGGCUCAGGUUUCAUUGAAACCGAUGGACACUUUGCAAGCUCCUGUGAGCUGAAUGAAAACGGUGUGGAAAAUACUAUGAUGAGUGACAAAAGUGGUCUUGUAGCGAGCACCAGCUCAGAGUCGGACUUGAAAGAACCCAGCGAAGAGGUCGAGGGAAGUCUUUGUAACAUUGUGUUCCACGUGUGUACGAGCUGUCUACAGGGUUUUGAAUCUGAGGAGGAAUUGAAGGAACAUCGCGUGAAGAUGCAUGGGGAGAAAGUCCCCCAGGAGGGGGAUUCCAAAACCCACAAGUGUGAGGUUUGCUCCGAGACAUUUGACGAUUACGUUGAUCUCUGCACGCAUCACUUUCUGAAACAUCAUGUCGACGAUUCGCAGCAAAAUCAAAUAGUUGAGGUUACUGGACUGCAGGGAUACACAAACAAGAAACGUAAACAUUGCAAUCGUGACGCCGGACCAUCUCAGAAACGUAUUAUUACUCAGGGGCAAGAUCCAAAUUGUGCGCUAACAGAGAGCGAGUUAGACGCAAUGUUUGAAUUCCUCGUCCCGUCGGUGCAGUUGAAAGUAAAUUUCUCCGCGUGGGACCACACUUGUCGAUUCUGUCACAAGUCGUUCAUUGAAUAUGAACCGUAUCGUUUGCACUUGCGCACGCACCGCAUCGACGGAAACAUAUCAUGUCCGAUCUGCGGAGAUGAGUUUGAGUGCAUGCGAUUGUUGUACGAGCACAUGAAAGCGCACGAGGAGGAAAACAGCGCCAUAAAAUCGCGACGAGGAAAGCCGAAAUUUUGCGACCAUUGCUGCUACAUCUUUUCUGAUUCGUUUAUAAAGACGCGCGGGUGUCUCAUCGAAGGAAAGGAGCACAGCGAAGUUGCUAUGAGUCAUGUUUGUGUUUUUUGUAUUGCAGCGUGCAGCUGUACGAUGGAUUUCCCCGCGGACGGAUUCCUCCCCGUGCCCUAUCGCUGCGAGGUCGCGCUCUGUUUCGCAGUGUUUCAGCUUGAAAGCGACAUGGCGCUACACUGUUAUUACAACCAUGACGAGUGUCACAUCUGCGGGUACCAUAUUCCGAACAUGCAGAAGGAUUCGAGAAAAGAUCGUUGUGACAUUUACGAGGAUCAUCUCCGGGUCACGCACAAAUGUCCCAAAUGUGGCAAAAUGUUCAAAAUUCAAAAAGAGAAAACGCGUCAUAUCUUAGAGGAGCAUAAACAACCACAGAAAAAGGUCAAAGGGCGCCCCUCGAACAAGAAGUGCUAUAGUUGUGGCGCCACCUUUAAGAAAAUUGAGGAGAAGAAACAACACGUCGAAUCAUAUUGUCCGGUUUUGAAGAAGAAGACGCGCGUUCCGAAACAUUUCGAGGGGAUGGUUAUGCCAGAGGGGCAAGGCAGUGACGUCAAAGCCGUCCCGCUGACCAUACAGUUGAAUAAUCGUCGCGGUCUGGUCUACCCGAAGAAGUUACACAAUCCGUUUGUUUGUCUUUUCUGUAUGAAUCUUCUGAAGACGCAGCUGGAUUUCGACGUUCAUAAAGUCACUUGCAAACCUAUUCUGAAAUGUACGAGCUGCGAAAUGAAUUUGCGCGAAUCUGAGGGGUUUGAUUUUCAUGCGCGUUCCUGUGAGAAUUGUCGCACAUUUUCUUGUGUGAUGUGUAGGAAGUUCACCGGUGAACCGGAAGUCGCUUUUGAACAUGCGCGGCUAUGUAAGAAAAAGAGUUCCUUCAUGAUGGCGAUUUGUACAAAAUGUAAACAGCGGGUGUCAUCGUAUGAGGAUGCGCAAAUCCACCGGUGUCCGACCAUCGAGGAGGUUUGCGAGAAAAAACAAGCGUUGGUUGGGAAGAAGAAAAAGGAAGUUGAUAGCAAAACGGCAGUGGAAACCAAAAAGUCGAAACCGGCGGUGAUUCCGGGAGAGUAUCGUUGCCGAUACUGCGGUUUGAAUCUCCCGCGGAAAGUCAGUUCACACGAGUUGUACUGUACGUAUAAUACCGCCAAAAGUCGGCGUAUGAUCUACGGUUGUGACUAUUGUAAUGUUAAGUAUAACACGCGGGACGAACGUGAUGUGCAUUUGAUGACGUGUCUGCGCGGGAAAUGUGACUUUUGUCAUGAGAAUUUCGGGAACGAGGGACACCGGAUCAUGCAUAUGCGUGGUUGUCAUUACAAACCUAAGACUAGUACCUUUUGAUGACGAUAAGAUUACGAUACUUUGAAAUAGUAACAUUGGGCCUGAAUUAUUUCGAUAGGUAAUCGGGAUUUGCGGGAAAUAUGAUUAUGUCACAGUGCAAGAGUUCUUGAUUAUACUUAUAGCUUAUAGCACUGUAGUCAAGUUGUGUAUUAAGUGCAUUCACUGCCAUGCAUGCUGAUGUCCAGCAGAUGUACUAGGAGAUUAUGGUAUACUGUCGAUUAUUAAAUUUUUGGGAUUAUCCCUAAAAAUUGUUGAUGCAUUUGCACAGGCAUCAUUGGCUGGGGAGCGGGGCAAAUGGCCCUGCAGAAGUCACAAUCAAAAUAAGUUUUUGACCGUGAUUUUGGCCGAAAAUUAUCUAAAGUGACCAAAAAGUUGCUAAUGCUAUGCCCCCGAUUUGAACAGAGCGAUAUCAAAUGUUAAAAUACCUCUCAUCAGCUAUCCUCACUGCCUUUAACUCAUUCACCUAUUUGUGGAGUUGUCAAUGUUUGUAAAUAUUCAUUAAUGUUUUAUGAUAUGCUGUACAUACUUUAAAUAGCAUUCCGCGAAGUUACUAUUUAUAGCUCACAAGGUCAUUUG
Molecule: messenger RNA, 3489 nt
Organism: Lineus longissimus
Lineage: Eukaryota; Metazoa; Nemertea; Pilidiophora; Heteronemertea; Lineidae
Product: zinc finger protein 26-like
Exons: 5
Coding region: 79-2913 (944 amino acids)
Biological process (GO): regulation of transcription by RNA polymerase II
Cellular component (GO): nucleus
Molecular function (GO): DNA-binding transcription factor activity, RNA polymerase II-specific
Source: RefSeq, a predicted model, not a curated record